AUGGUGGACGCGGAUUCGAAAUCCGGCGAAUCAUUGUCUGAAGUCGAAGGAGUAGCAUCUGACUCUGACGACAGUUGGGCUGCCACCGAUCUGGAAGAGGAUAACGGGGACGCUGUUAGCGAGGAUGUGGAGGAGCAGGAUCGCGAGUUUUCGAGAGUGAAGGAAGUUGGUGCGUUGGAUGUAAACGGCACGAGUGAAGACAAUGAGAGGUCAUUUUGGGAGGUGCAGUUUGAGAACGAUGAGGAAAAUGAGGAUUGUGAUGACGAUCCAGAUCGGAUGAAGCGUUGGUCUAAGAAUGCGACCACGCGAGCAGGGAAGAAGAAGAGGAAGGAAGAGGAGGAAGAAGAGGAGCAAGAGCUUGCGAGCUUACCAUCUGAAGAGGAGGAGGAAGAGGAGGAAGCUGAUGAGGAUGAGGCGCUGAGCGUUCGAGCAAAGCGGGCGUGGAGAAACAUGAAGAGAUGCAGCAACGGCGAUGGGAAGAAAUCUCAAAAGCAGCAGAAACAGCAAGAUAAGAAGCGGAAACGGGCGGCAAAGGCAGCAGCGUGGGUGCGGCCAGUGCAUUUAGAGGGCGAGGAGGUGGAAGAAGAGCGGAUGGCGGAGUGGGAGAGGGAUCUAGCAGCGUGCAACAGAGGGGAGGUGACGCCUCAGCAGCUGGUGGAGAAGAGGGAGAGGCCGCGGGAGCAGGAGCCUGCUCCUGAUAUUCUUAUGCCGCUGCUGCCGUUUCAGAAGGAAUGGCUUGCGUGGAGCCUCAAGCAGGAACAAGGACCCAUUAAGGGCGGCAUCUUAGCGGACGAGAUGGGCAUGGGGAAGACCAUCCAAGCCAUCUCCCUUAUAGUCACCAGCCGUCACCUACAGUCACACGCCCCUGCUGUCACCCCAGUGCUGCCUCAGCCACUGCCACCAUCAACAGCCGCUGCUCCUGCUGAUGUCGCUGCACAAGCCACGGCUGGCGGUCCAGGUUCAUCCGGGGGAGGUGCAUCUGAGGCAGAGAGGCGAGCAGUGAAGGCAACGCUGGUGAUCUGCCCGCUUAUCGCAGUGCUGCAGUGGCGGCAGGAGAUUGCUCGCUUCACGCGCCCAGACAGUGUCAAGGUGCUGGUGUAUCAUGGGCCUAAGAGAGCCAUUAGCGUGAAGGAUUUAGAGGAGUAUGACGUGGUUCUAACCACAUUCUCCAUUGUGGAGGCUGAAAUGCGGGCAGCUGUGUUCCCCUCCAAGGUGCCCUGCCAGUGGUGCCAGAAAAUGUUUUUUCCUGACCGGCUGGAGAUCCACCAAAAGUAUUUCUGCGGGCCAAAUGCGAAGCGGACGGCCAAGCAGGCGAAGCAGCAGAAGAAGCUGCCGAGAAGCUUCAAGGGGGUAGGACAAGGGGGGAAAGGGCAAGCGGGAAAAGGGGGAAAGGGUGGGAAAGGUGGGAAGGCGAAGUGGAAGGGGGGAGAUGAGAGUGACAGUGACUACGAGGAGGAGGAGGAGGAGGAGGAGGACGAGGAGAGGGGCUGGAAGGGGAAAGGGAGAAAGUUGGACCAAGGAAAGCGCAAGGAAAAAGACAAGGGCCUGGGCAAGGGCAAGGGAAAGGUAGUGGAUGUGUCAGGCAAGGGCAAAGCGAAAGUGGUCGAUGAUGACGACGAUGAUGAUGAUGCCGACAACGAUGACGCUGAAGGUGGUGGUGACGGUAAUGGUGCCGGUGAGAGCAGUGGCGGUGCAACUACAGCUGGCCAGGUGGAUGCAUCGACUUCCAGAGGCAAUCAGAAGAAGAAACCCCCAGGGAAGGCGACACCAGCGUCCGUACUGCACUUGGUGCGAUGGAGGAGGAUCAUAUUAGACGAGGCACACAGCAUCAAGGACCGCCGCUGCAACACUGCCCGAGCAGUCUUUGGCCUGCGCUCCGACUUCAAGUGGGCGCUCAGCGGCACGCCCUUGCAGAACCGCGUGGGGGAGCUCUACUCGCUCAUCAGGUUUCUGCAGAUUGAUCCUUACUCGUACUACUUCUGUCGCCACUGUGACUGCCAGUCCCUGGACCACAAGUUCUCUGCUCACAACCGCAAGUGCGACCAGUGCGGCCACUCACCCUUGGUCCAUUUCUGCUGGUGGAACAAGUUCGUGGCGAACCCAAUAAUGAAGCAUGGGUACGGUGGGGAUGGCAGGAGGGCAAUGCUGCUGCUCAAGCACCGCGUGCUCGACCGCGUUCUGCUGCGCCGCACUAAGACUGAACGGGCGGCGGACCUCACUUUGCCACCCAGAACUUCCACGCUGCGCAGAGACCGAUUCGACGCGCGCGAGGAGGAUUUCUAUGAGGCGCUCUACACACAGAGCCAAUCACAGUUCGCCACGUCAGUCCUCACUCAACCACAGCCCAGUCUGCAUGAUAUGCUUGCAAGCUCCGUGCUGUGUGUUGCCCUGUCUGUGUCUCGACGUGUCUCACUUCCCUUCCAUCCGUGA
Molecule: messenger RNA, 2430 nt
Organism: Closterium sp. NIES-65
Lineage: Eukaryota; Viridiplantae; Streptophyta; Zygnematophyceae; Desmidiales; Closteriaceae
Source: the annotation of a GenBank genome assembly